This is a messenger RNA of Angiostrongylus costaricensis, 724 nucleotides long. Lineage: Eukaryota; Metazoa; Nematoda; Chromadorea; Rhabditida; Metastrongylidae. The record is from the annotation of a GenBank genome assembly.
ACAGCACUUUUAAACAUUAUUCUCAUUCGACUUCAAGUCCUGUCAUUUUAGAAGCUUUGCGCAUGAAAACACCAAUUCCAGACAGCUUCACGAUGUAUGGUUGUAUUUGAGUCGAUCAUCACCAAAUUGCAACUCGUCAUCUCCAUCUGCUCUAUCAUAUACUCACCAACAUGGUGUUAUGCCGGUCUUCAUCAACUUCGCGUUCUUGGCGUUGGCUGUAUUUUCACUCACCUCUUAUGCAUUCUCUUGGAGGAAGCGAAACAGUUUGCUAGUUCUUCCAAUUCUUAUCUAUGAGACCGUCACCAUCUUCUGGACAAUGGUAUGGCUCUAUGCUAGCAUUACUGCUGUAGCCACAGGAUAUCUCUGGUCCCUAGAAUGGAUUGGUGGUCCACGAUCAAACAGAGCUGCAGUAUCCUACGAUGCGAACGAUAUUCGCUAUGUGGAUCCCAAUGAAUCCUCACCAGAAACAAGAAAUGCAAUCAAAUACGGUUCCAUUAUUAUAAUGGUCUCACUCGUUGUUUUUGUACUCAAAGGAUUAGCGUGGAGCAUAGCUCGAAGGGUCUUCAGAGAACUCAGAAAAGAAAACACUAAAGCAAUGGAGGAUGACAAUGGUAUUGCAGUGCUAUUUCAUUUUGAAAGAAGACUAAUCUAUAGAGUCCAAAAAACACUUCUAAAAAUGUUCUAUUCAAUCUUCUUAGCGAUUCAAAACAGUACGCAUGGUUAA